GCGCCUGCUGGAGCAACGGGGCGAUUACCAAACAAACGUCAACGCAAAGGUGGACGCUGCUCUACGUGAAUUCGGUCUUGCUGGUGCCGUGGAUGGGGCCACGAGGGAAGAAGGGAUGGUCCGCAGCGUGUUUGCUGUCAUUCAUGUCAAGGGUGUCGACGACGCCGGCCACGACAGGAGUCUUGAGAAGAAACUAAUGAUGCUUCAGCGAUGUGGGGAGGCCCUCCAGAGGCUGUGGACAGCUCUUCCAGACGGCAGCACGGUGGCAAUACUCUCGGAUCAUUCCACACCCGUUUCGAUCGGUGAUCACAGCUGCGAGCCGGUUCCUGUAUCCGUGGCGACGAAGGGGUGCGGUUUUCAUGAUGAUGUGGAACAUUAUAGCGAGGUGGAGUGUGGCUAUGGGGCACUUGGACGGUUUCGUGGUGAGGAGCUGCUCGGCAUUGUGAAGCGUGCCCAUUACUGGUACCACUACCGUGCACCGCGCGAGAGUUCAUUGACGUCAGAGGGGUAA
Trypanosoma cruzi is the source of this 511-nucleotide messenger RNA. Its product is annotated as 2,3-bisphosphoglycerate-independent phosphoglycerate mutase, putative. The annotation marks the transcript as partial. The record is from RefSeq and is a predicted model, not a curated record. The transcript has a single exon. Gene Ontology annotation, molecular function: metal ion binding. NCBI's taxonomy places the organism in Eukaryota, Euglenozoa, Kinetoplastea, Trypanosomatida, Trypanosomatidae.